Molecule: messenger RNA, 1602 nt
Organism: Lodderomyces pseudojiufengensis
Lineage: Eukaryota; Fungi; Ascomycota; Pichiomycetes; Serinales; Debaryomycetaceae
Gene: MET3
Product: sulfate adenylyltransferase
Exons: 1
Coding region: 1-1602 (533 amino acids)
Biological process (GO): sulfur amino acid metabolic process
Cellular component (GO): cytoplasm
Molecular function (GO): sulfate adenylyltransferase (ATP) activity
Source: RefSeq, a predicted model, not a curated record
AUGCCUAUUUCAAAACCUCAUGGUGGUAAAUUAAAUGAUUUAGUUAAAAGAGAUGAAUCAAUUAAAUCAGAUUUAAUUAAAGAAGCAUCCACAAUUCCAAAUUUAAAAUUAACUUCAAGACAAUUAUGUGAUUUAGAAUUAAUAUUAAAUGGUGGAUUUUCUCCAUUAGAUGGAUUUUUAAAUGAAGAUGAUUAUAAUGAAGUUGUUUCAAAUUUAAGAUUAAAAACUAAAAUUGGAUCAAAUGGUAAAGGUUUAUUAUGGCCAAUUCCAAUUACAUUAGAUGUUACUGAAGAAUAUGCAUCAAAUUUAAAAAUUGGUGAUAAAAUUGCAUUAAUUGAUUUAAGAGAUGAAAAUCCAUUAGCUAUAUUAACUAUUGAAUCAAUUUAUAAACCAAAUAAAACAAUAGAAGCUGAAAAAGUUUUUAGAGGUGAUCCAGAACAUCCUUCAAUAAAAUAUUUAAAUGAACAAACAAAUGAAAUUUAUUUAGGUGGUUCAUUACAAGGUAUAAAUUAUCCAAAACAUUAUGAUUAUAUAAAUUUAAGAAAAACCCCACUUGAAUUAAGAAAUGAAUUUGAAUCAAAAGGUUGGUCACAAGAUAAAAUUGUUGCUUUUCAAACUAGAAAUCCAAUGCAUAGAGCUCAUAGAGAAUUAACUAUUAGAGCUGCUAAUGAUAUUGGUGAAGGUUCUCAUAUUUUAAUUCAUCCUGUUGUUGGAUUAACAAAACCAGGAGAUAUUGAUCAUCAUACAAGAGUUAAAGUUUAUAAAACUAUUUUAGAAACAUUCCCUGAAGGAUUAGCUUCAUUAUCUUUAUUACCAUUAGCUAUGAGAAUGGGUGGUGAUAGAGAAGCUUUAUGGCAUGCAUUAAUUAGAACUAAUUAUGGUGUUGAUCAUUUUAUUGUUGGUAGAGAUCAUGCAGGUCCUGGAAAAAAUUCAAAAGGUGUAGAUUUUUAUGGUCCAUAUGAUGCACAAGAUUUAUUAAAAAAUUAUCAAGAUGAAAUAGAAAUUAAAAUUGUUCCAUUUAGAAUGGUUACUUAUUUACCUGAUGAAGAUAGAUAUGCACCAAUUGAUACAAUUGAUACAACAAAAGUUAAAACUUCAAAUAUUUCAGGAACAGAAUUAAGAAAUAAAUUAAGAACUGGUGAUUUAAUUCCUGAAUGGUUUUCUUAUCCUGAAGUUGUUAAAAUUUUAAGAGAAACAAAUCCUCCAAGAUUUAAACAAGGUUUUAUUAUUGUUAUUGAAAAUAAUGAUAAAUUAGGUCAAUAUUUAAGUUUUGCUUUACAAAGUACUCUUAAUCAAUUUAAUGGAGAAAGAAGAAUUAUAAAAUUAGAUGAUAACUUAAAUAAAUUUGAUGAAUUUUUAAUUAAUGAAUUAGUUAAAUCUGGUAGUGGAGUUAUAUUAACAACUGUAUCAAAAAAAUUAGAAAAUAAUAUUAUUAAUUUAGUUGGUAAUGAUAAUUCAGUAGUUGUUAAUUCUGUAUCAAUUGAAAAUGGUAAUGGUUCAGCAACCACUGAAAAAUCAAAUAAUGAAUUUAAAUUAAAUAAAGAUUUAAAUGUUACCAUUGAACAAAUUGUUUCAUAUUUAAAAGAUCAAGGUUUUUAUUAG